AUGAGAUCGCUUGUUUUAUUCUUCCUUCUUGUCGCAAUUUCAGUCGUUUCAGGACAAUAUGAUUCUGGAAACUCGGCAGACUCAUCUGAAUCAGCACCUUCUCUCGAACAAUCAGCAUCUUCUUCAGAAGAAAUAGUUGAGACCGAUGAGGUGAUUGAAGAAGGAUCUGGUUCAGGAGACGGUCCAGUGGUUUCCGUGGAGCAAAUUCAUAUUUUUGGAAUUCUUCCAGGACCAGGAGAUAUCCGCAAAAAGAGAUCAUUGAUGAAGGUUCUCAGUCGUAAAUAA
Molecule: messenger RNA, 285 nt
Organism: Caenorhabditis remanei
Lineage: Eukaryota; Metazoa; Nematoda; Chromadorea; Rhabditida; Rhabditidae
Exons: 3
Coding region: 1-285 (94 amino acids)
Source: RefSeq, a predicted model, not a curated record